CCGCUACCAGACGUUUCCGUAAGCCUUGAAGAAGAAGUAUGUUUCGAGCCACGCUGUGUCUUGUGGUGCUGAGUGUGCUGGCGGUGGGUCUGGCUGAUGAGGCCGAGGACACGCGGCGCUUCAUCACGAUGCUGGAGCUGGUUAUGAACAACACCCCGCCUGGAGGGUCCCGCAUGUCAGUGAUGAUGGCCAAACUGUGCGACCGUUUCCCCAUCCAGUGUAGCAGGAUCGGAGAGGGGACCUGGACAGGGAAUAUCCACACGAUGAGCCUGGUAAAGAUGAAGCGCCCUCCUAAACGCACGCUGGUUUACUCUCUACUUCUGGCCAGCUUCUUCAUAUCAGGUGGCCUGUAUCCCAGCAUGCAACUGGGCUUGUCAGAAGCGGUGACCAAAUGGCACCCAGAGUCCAAGGAAAUCGGAGAGGAAACUCCGAGCAGUCGGGCAGAAAUCCCUUCUCCAUCCGCGCAUGAGCAGAGGGGGGACCAAGACGAGAAGACGCCGUGGUACAUCAACUUCAUCCGGGCAUUUCUGGAGACGGAGCUCGGGCCAGAUUCCAGGAUCUCCAAAAGGUCAACCAAACACGAGAAACACCACGAUGUCAAAAGCCACGAAGUCAAAGCAAGCAAGCAGGAAAAGAAAACCCACCACCACCACCACGAAAAAGAAGACGAACCUGAAAUGGAAGUCCGUGAAGAAGGGAGGAGCAGUGUCGCCUAUGCUGCCGUUCAAGCCAUGCAGGAAUCAGAAAACGCGCUGCACCAGUUCCUGAGAGAGUCACUCCUGACCAGGUCAGACCAGGAAAUCGAGGAAGAGCUAAACGAGAGAAUGAAGAGACAGGACGAUGGGGACUGGGUGCAGGCGAUGGGCAUCGUGCAUCACUUGAUGUUCCCCAUCGGUCAGAUCUUCUUCGCCUUUCCCGGUGGUUUCGUGGCGGCCAAGGGCUCAGCAGUCAAAAUCCUGGGGACGAUGAUGUUUAUAUCGUGCCUGGUUCACCUGUUCGUGCCCCUGCCCAUGACGUUCCGUGGAAGCCCGCACACCGCCGAUGUCUCCGUGGCCGUCAUGAUGUUUCUGGAAGGCUGCUGUCAGGGAGUGACCAUACCUGCGGCGUACGGCGUGCUUCACCGCUGGGCGCCCAAGUCGGAGAGAAGUACCAUGGUGUCACUCACCUUAGCAACGUAUUACCUAGGAAGGCUGGCUGGUCAGUUUUCGUGUGCUGCCUUGAAACAAGCCCAUGGAUACAUGCCCGCUUUCUACAUCUACGGUCCACUCGGCAUCGUCUGGUCGCUAGUGUGGGUUCUCUCCGUGAAGCCCAACCCAAGUUUAGACGACAACAUCAACACGUCCGAGAGGGACACCAUCAACUCCGGCAAGAACACAGCGCAGGACGGAAGUGAAAUCCCGAUGAAGGAGGUUCUGACAGACCGGAACACGGUGUCAUACCUUGCUACCGGCCUGUGUUUUGCCUGGGGUAUGAGUGUACUGUUGAACCACGCACCGCAGUACUUCGCCGAGAAGGUCGCUCUAGAUGUCGGAAAGUCACCUUGGUUGCUGUGGACCCUUCCCCUGGUGAUGUCAGCUGGGAUGGUGGCAGCCGGGCCGGGAACUGACAUCGCCAUCUAUAAGGGCGCCAGCACAACCACCACACGUAAAGCCGUGACUGGCUUUGCUGGUGCUUGCGUGUUCUCCUUCGUGAUGGCCAUGGCGUUUACCAAGAACCAGGCGUACGCCUACGGAGGGACAGUGGCAUCUAUGGUCAUGAUCGGCAUGGCCAUGGGAGGAGGUUAUGGCGUGACGCCGCUGGACGCCUCGGACCGGUACAGCAGUAUAGUUGUCGGUAUCGGCGUGUCCAUCAACACGGCUCUGUUCCUGGUCAGUCCUGUCGCCGUCAUGGGACUAAGCGGUCCUGGCGGGGCGGCAAAAAGGCAGGUGGAGGCUGUGUCCGGCUGGCGAACAGUCCACAUCGUCACCGCGGUCGUCAUGGGCGUCGCCCCGCUCAUCUACGGCGCCGUGACGGGCGAGGGAGAGAUCUUCAACCAGUAUACCCACAACUCAGCAUUCAGAGGACCUGAAGUCACCAUGGGUCGUCCACCAAAGCGUCUGCUGGUUUAUUCUCUUCUUGUGGUCAGCUUCUUCAUCGCAGGCGGCCUGUAUCCCAGCAUACAGCUCGGUUUGUCAGAGGCGGUGACCAAAUGGUCUCCAUCCUCCAGAUCGGAUAUAGGUCAGGAAACCCAAAGCAGUCGAGGAGAAAUCCUGUCUUCCACGGAGAAAAAAGAAGAACAGAAAACACCAUGGUACAUAAACUUCAUCAGAUCAUUUCUAGAGACAGAACUCGAACCAGAAUCCCGUGUGUCGAAAAGGUCGACCAAACACGGGAAACAUCAUGCCAAAAGUGACGUGGUAGAGGUCAAAAGUGAACAUAAGAAGGAAUCAAGUCACAAACAUGAAGAAGAAUCGUCCCAAGUGACAGAAAGAAGAGGAAAGAGCGGCAUCGCCUAUUCUGCAGUUCGAGCAAUGGAAGAGUCAGAAGAAGCGCUAGACCAGUUCCUCAGAGAAUCGCUCCUGACGAGGUCAGACCAAGACGGGCUGAACGAAAACUUUAAGAAACAGGCCGAUGGAGACUGGGUGAAGGCCAUGGGCGUGGUGCAUCAUCUCAUGUAUCCCAUCGGGCAGAUCUUCUUCGCCUUUCCAGGCGGCUACUUUGCAGCCAAGGGUUCGGCAGUCAAAAUCCUGGGGACGGUGAUGUUUAUAUCGUGCCUGGUUCACCUGUUCGUGCCCCUGCCCAUGAAGUUCCGUGGCGACGCACAUGCCGCUGACGUCUCUGUGGCCGUCAUGAUGUUCAUAGAAGGCAGCUGUCAGGGAGCGACCGUCCCGGCAGCCUAUGGCGUGCUCCACCGUUGGGCUCCUAUAUCGGAGAGAAGUACAAUGGUCGCACUUACCUUAUCAACAUAUUACCUGGGAAAGCUGUCGGGCCAAUUUGCCUGCGCUGCCUUACAAAACGCUCAUGGGUAUCUUCCUGCUUUCUACAUUUACGGCCCCCUGGGUCUCAUCUGGGCCAUAGUGUGGGUCCUCACGGUGAAGCCCAACCCCAGCUUGGACGACAACAUCUCCACAACGGAGAAGGACAAAAUCAACUCCGGCAAGGACACGGGCAUGGAUGGAACUAAAAUCCCGAUGAAGGAGGUUCUGACAGACCGGAACACGGUGUCAUACCUCGCUACCGGCCUGUGUUUUGCCUGGGGUAUGAGUGUACUGUUGAACCACGCACCGCAGUACUUCGCCGAGAAGGUCGCUCUAGAUGUCGGACAGUCCCCUUGGCUGCUCUGGACGUUGCCCUUAGUGCUGGCAGGUGGUAUGGUAGUGGCCGGUCCUGCAGCUGAUGUCCUGAUCAGUAAGGGCGCCAGCACGGUGAAAAUACGGAAAGUUAUCACUGGCAUUGUGUGCAUGUCUGUGUUUUCCCUCGUAAUGGCAAUGGCCUUCACCACAAAUCCACAGUACGCGUACGGAGGGACAGUGGCUUCUUUAGUCAUGAUCGGCAUGGCCAUGGGAGGAGGUUAUGGGGUGACGCCGCUGGACGCCUCGGACAGGUACAGCAGUAUAGUUGUUGGUAUCGGCGUGUCCAUCAACACGGUUCUGUUCCUGGUCAGUCCUCUCGCCGUCUUGGCGCUCAACAAAGUACCAAUGCCUUUGAAAAGACAGGCAGAAGAAGCUGUUGCCGGCUGGCAAAACGUCCACAUCAUCACCGCCGUCGUCCUGAUCAUCGCGCCGGUCAUAUACGGGAUAGUGAUGGGGAAGGGCAAACUGUUGACAUGGCCUCCCAAAAAACCGAAGUUCCCGAAAUUUGAACUACCAUCGUGUCCGACCGGCUGUCCUUCCUUCCCGAAACUGAAGAAGCUGAAGAUGUUGAAACUCCCGUCGGUAAGUUCACUACAGCUGCCUAGCUGGAGCACCAUCAAGAGGAAAUCACAAAAGCGUUACAUCAUGGCCGCCAUGUCUUCACUUGGCUUCAUGAUCCAAUAUGGCGGCCGUGCCAAUCUGGCGGUCUCUAUGGUAACCAUGGUGAUGCCCAACCCCUUGUCGAAGAGGCAGCUACAGUUCUCGAACCUGGACUGGGGCCCGUACUCACAGCUAGUCAUGGGAGCUGUGCACGCCUCCUUCUUCCUGGGUCUGCUCGCCUCUCGCCCGUUCGCGAACCCCAUCCUGCGGCGGGUGUACGCUACCAGGGCAUUCGCCUGUUCUAUCUUCGUGUCGUCCAUCCUGCACCUGCUGAUCCCUGUGUCCGCUGCCGGACACUACAGCGUCAUCAUGCUCGUCAGGAUCCUGCAGGGGAUGGCAGAGGGUAUGACAACACCAGCCAUGUACGGGUUCUGGGUAAAAUGGGCCCCGGCGAGUGAGAUGAGCAGCAUUAGUUCAUUCACCGUCACAGGCCAGUAUAUCGGCAUCGUUGUCGGCAUGGUGGCAUCAGGGUUCUUGGCAGAGUCCGCGGCAGAGUGGCCCUGCUCGUUCUACGUCUAUGGCGGCCUUGGCGUGGCCUGGUCCCUGAUGUGGUUUGCCUCUGUGUACCCGACUCCGGAGUUCGACCCGGGAGUGACGGAGCAGGAGUGGAAAGCCAUCAUGUCUCCUCCUCCUCCUCCUCCUCCUGCUCCAGCCAAGCCUGCGGCUGGUGUGUACAGCGGGGUCCAUUUUGCGCUGUUCACUGUCGGACUGCCUCUGAUCGGUUACCCGGCACGAGCAGCCACCAAGAGCCAAACCGUCUCCACAAACUUCAUCAGAAAGUCAUUCAACUUCUUCGGUCUUGCCAUUGCUGGCAGCUUCCUGUUGUCGACAGGGUUGGCAGGAGACUCGCUGGAGAAGGCCGUGCCGUUCCUCACCAUCGGCUUCGGUGCACUGGCGCUCCCUCUGGCAGCAGGGUACAACGUGAACGCGCUGGACAUCGCGGGGGUUCACGCCAGUAAGUUGAUGGGCGUGUCCGGCGGCCUGUCCACCAUCAUGGGGAUCAUCACGCCCAUCUGUGUAGGAGGAGGUACCCUACAUCAGAACGCCGUAGAGUGGAACAUCAUCUGGACGGUGUCUGCCGGCCUCCUGUUCAGCAGCGCCACCAUCUUCCUCUGCUGCGGCUCGGGGUCGCCUGAAGACUGGUCAGGUGCAGCACCGGCCCCUAGCGAGGCAUCGAGUUCUGCAGCUUCCACAUCAGGAGAUUCAGAGCAGCCUGACUCGGAUGAGAAACCAGCCGACGAGAAGCCCGCAGAAGACAAGCCCGCAGAAGACAAACCAGCUGAAGACAAGCCGGCAGAGUAGCAACCGUUGGAUUAUCUAAAAUGUGCAAGUCAUGGAAAUAGCAACUGAUACUGAUGUUCUAUAAGAUAAAAAGGAUAUUGAUAUAUCAUACAACCCUUUCUCCCCACGAGGAGAAAAAUCAAUUAUCUAUACGGCGCCUUUACGUGUGAGGCUUGGGGCAUUACAAUCAACUGCUUUUCAUUGGGCUUAGGCAUAUUCAUCAGCAGUAAAUUUCAGCUACAUUUUGGAAAAUCGCCCAACAAACAUCUCUGCUGUGUAAUAUGCUUUUGCUUUGAAUUCUAUGACGCUUUCGAGUAGUCUUGUUACAUUAUGUUUAUGAUCUCAGUAUACUUGGAUCGGUGCUACGAUUGUUACUUGAGGAACUAACCCCGAUAAUGGUGAUCAAUGUUUUGUCAUAUUGUUAACAAGUUAUGAUUAUGUCUUUCUCCUGGGUACUUGCAUGGUUUGUUAUGGUAUAGUGUACUUUCAUCUUUUUGUCCUCAUUAACUGAGGUAUAUUGUAAUACAAGGAAAUUUCCUACGAUAUAAUUUAUUCGAGAAAACUUACAAUCUAUUCAAUUUCAAUGUGGAUGCCAUCACAAACCGGUCGACAUAUUGAAAAGUGGUGAAGCUGCCAUACGUACAAAUAUGCAUUUCAUCUGAAAUUGAACAGAAAAUCGGGUACUAAAGACAACACCACGAUAUUGUUCUCCAUUACAACAACAACGAGCUUCAUUACUAAAAGUACAAUGCAAAAAUGCCCCAUUUCCUUCUAAACUCCUAAUAACAGCAAAAGUUUGCAGCACUUAGCUUCGGCGACAAAUAACAAGUUGAGGAGGCAGCCAAGUGGGACGUACCACCUAAGGUGUACUUCACGUUCUCGUAAUGACGUGGAACGUGGCAUUUAGUUUAGAGCCUAGGUUGUAUAUUUUGCCAUCAUGGUGACUGUGCCUUUUUUAUUGCCAACAUACAAAAAUGCUUUGCGUUUAUCAUUUUCCUCGGAGCUGGUAAUAAAGAAAACAACCUUUCGUUUCAAAUUGGGAAGAAUGGGUGAGCAUGCACGACUAAAAUUUGCCCGCAUACGACAUUUUCCUGUAAAACCUACAUACUUCGACAUGUAAGGGCCAUUAUUCAUCCACGAACUCGAACUAUCGACUCUAAAUCUUUUAUUACAUUUCCUUGUCGGGGACUUGAAUUAUGCGGGGAUACAAUGAUGGGUGGCCAUAGGAUUAGUUGCCAUAGUAAUCAAUGAAAUUACAUUAUGGUGUACGUGGUGAUUUUGACAGUGAACAAAUAGCAUAGCCAUCAGGGUCACAGAAAGGCAAGUGUCUGCAAGAGUAAAAUAGCUUCGAAAUACCGUCUUGCUUGUUAUUUUUUGUUACCCCUCAUUACAAGGAGUAACACUGCAUCACGCCAGAGCCGACACACUGUAGUUAACGUGCUUUUUGAUUUGUGAUACUGUUAUUUCACAGUGGAGGUAAUAAAGGUACGAGCUCCUCGUUUGUACAACAAUCACGUUUCUGGCGUGUUC
Molecule: messenger RNA, 6803 nt
Organism: Branchiostoma belcheri (Belcher's lancelet)
Lineage: Eukaryota; Metazoa; Chordata; Leptocardii; Amphioxiformes; Branchiostomatidae
Biological process (GO): transmembrane transport; neurotransmitter loading into synaptic vesicle; synaptic transmission, glutamatergic
Cellular component (GO): synaptic vesicle membrane; excitatory synapse
Molecular function (GO): neurotransmitter transmembrane transporter activity; L-glutamate transmembrane transporter activity
Source: RefSeq, a predicted model, not a curated record